AUGCCACACCUUUUUCACCUACCCCUUGAACUUCUCGCACAAGCUAUCUCAUACGUCGAUCAAUCGACUUUAAAAUGUCUGCGCCGGACUUGUCGCACGCUGGCGCAAGUCACCUCACCUCAACUCUUCCGCGUUGUGCGCCUACGCCUGCAGCUCAAACGCUUCCCGAACGUGCAAAGCACUGUUCUACGUUUUGACGACAUUUACUUAUGGCGAGGCCAAUGGCCCCAGAACCCCGCCUGCCGCAAAGAAAUUCUCCGCGUGUUCUUAUCUUGGCUGGCGUCCUUGGGUGCACCCAUCAAAGAGCUCGGAGUCCGCAACCUUCACGGCGGCAAUAUCGACGAUGCGGAGAUUCGCACCAUGAUAACUAAGGCGUUGGGCAGUCUCCGAUCACUCCGGCUGAACAUAGUUAUCGAACGUCUCGUAGAACUCGUAGAAAGCCCAGCAGAUGAGAUCCAAUACCAUGAGGCCCACGAAUUCUUCGAAGAAAUGUCAUCGAACUGGCUGAAUCCCACCAUGGGAUCAUUGGAGCACCUGACGCUCCACUGUGACCAGAAAUGGUUGUUCCUCCCCAAGGUUGACUUUCAUGGGAUUCGCUUCCCAAGGCUGAAGACCCUCGCACUGGGCAAUUUUGCCUUCUGGCUGAACUCACAGGUGGAUAUUACACAAGAGAGAGAAUGGUGGCGUCCGGGUUGUCCUGAACGAAGCGACUACUACCGUUCAGGCGAGAAACUGUGGAAUGAUCUGUUCGGUGCCUUUCGAACAGGCUUGCCGUUUCUUCGGCAUUUUCGCAUGGGAUCAACGUGCUGGUCGUAUUCUGAUGGCGAGAUGCCGUUUGUGAAGGAGACGAGCAUUUAUAUCGGCCUUCUGCACGAUCGGUAUAUGGGGUGCCGUGGCACGGACCCGGACGACCGUAUGUCCAAGGUCAAUGAAAAAGCGGCACAAGAAAACCGUGAAUUCGAUAGGACCGCUUUGCGGCUCUUGCUAGAGAGUGUAGGGCAACGCGUACCGCCGUCUUGGUCGACAAAGGGCAUUUGCCUACGACUUGCCUAUCUAAAAACCUUAGUUGAGCGGCUUAUUCAGUGCUCAAAGCAGGCAGCUGGCCUAGGACUAGCAGGGGCAUAA
Aspergillus pseudonomiae is the source of this 1125-nucleotide messenger RNA. RefSeq lists its product as uncharacterized. The coding region runs from base 1 to 1125 and encodes 374 amino acids. The record is from RefSeq and is a predicted model, not a curated record. Lineage: Eukaryota; Fungi; Ascomycota; Eurotiomycetes; Eurotiales; Aspergillaceae. The transcript has 5 exons. Gene Ontology annotation, molecular function: protein binding.